Molecule: messenger RNA, 2027 nt
Organism: Darwinula stevensoni
Lineage: Eukaryota; Metazoa; Arthropoda; Ostracoda; Podocopida; Darwinulidae
Source: the annotation of a GenBank genome assembly
AUGCUUCGACUCCUGCUCUGCCUCGCCGCCUUCCUCCCGGCCAUCUUGGCCCAAGGUACUCUCAUCAAUAAUUUUUGGCACUUUUGGUACUGGUACGAAUGGUACUUCAUAACGGAGGUUGGCGGAGGAUCGCUGGACACCUUCGAUGAUGUGCUCGCGGCGGUGCGGGCUGGCCAUAGUAUCACUGGCAAUUUCGACUCCAGCUUGUGUGAAGAGUCUUCCGUUGAGGAACCUACCGAGAUGUCGAAAUUCUCUUCUCUCUUUUUAAGUACACCAGUGACAUCGUACGAUGAUCUGAUGACGGCAUUGACGGAGGGACGUCAAUUGAUGAUCACUGCAGUAGCAACUGACUGUGAACAUUCUCUACCGCCCGAAGUCGUACUCGCUGAGGGUGGAUCAAAUUAUUAUCAGUACUACGUCGUCUCAGACGGGUCUGGAGGGGAGGUGCUCAUAUUGGAAUGGCCAACCUUGUCCCUCAGCGAAAAUGAGGGUGAGACGGUUUAUAUGGUGACCAGGGUCAUCGUUUCUCAGAGUGGAUCGACAUUUAUCACUGCCAAUGCCUUCAAUACGCUGACUUGGGUGGAUGAAUAUCCUUAUCCGGAAGGAUUUCAGUGCAACCUCGGGGAAAACGUCAACAUAUAUUAUGCCUCAGAUGACGCAAUCGAAACGUUUGGAUCUUACGCUGAAGUGGAGGCUGCCUUCAUGGAGGGGAAGGAUCUUCAGGCCACGGUGGAUGUCACCUCGUGCACCGGCACUUUUCCAGAAGGAGUCCUGGCUGCUGGAGCCAAGGUGCUCGCAUGGGUUGAUGAAGAGGAGGGAGAUAUGGCUGGAAUUCACUUCUCACAAUCCAUUGCUAACCUCGCUGGGGAUGUAGUCAUACAAGAGUUCCUCUUGGGCGAGGACGGUACGCUGCAGAUUGUGGCCACUGCGUUCAAUCCAGUCGAUCCAGGAGACGUCCCAGAUGUAGACGCGUUUGCAUGUGACAUCGGUGUAGGGGUCACCUUCACUGCUCCUGCCUAUAAUCGCGUGGAGUUGACGAGCUACGCAUCGGUGGUGGAUGGCCAACUGAGUGGAUCGAAACUCUCGGCCCAGAUCGACUUCAGUCAAUGCGUGGAUCCAACUGGCCAACUCGACCUCUCCGGUCUCUCGGCGGGCGCAUACUUCCAAGAUGUUACAGUACUUGGCAUUGGCACUCCCGAAGAGAGGAUCUUUGGAUCCGCAUUCGGUGCACACAGUGAUCCCAUCAGCGGCGUUGCUUACGAAACCUUCGGAGCGACUAUUGAUACAAGCAACAAUGUCCUCGUUUACCCAGGCUACUGGCGGUUUAAUGAGAAUGGUGAAUGGGGCAACGACUUUGGCGACGCUGUUUUGGAAUGCACCCUCGGUGAAGGUCUUAAGAUCUUCGGGGAGGCAUGAGAGGCAAAUAAAAUCUGAUUAAUUGAUUACUGUAUCCAUCCAUCACAACAGUUUCGAGCCUUUGAGUAUAACAUUACUGCAUCCAAGCUGGAUGGAAAUAGAAGCUUUAUGGCCUUGACUAUAUACUAGAUAUUGCCAUAAAUCCAUGCUAUUCAACUUUUCAAAGGUCCAUGAUAACUUUUUUUUUCCUCCUUACAUGUUUGAUUUUUUUUUAAAGACUACUCUUACAUUCUUUGAUGUGGUAAGAAAUUGAUUAUGUAUAGUGAGAAUGUCGCAUUCCAAUUUUCUCUGUUGGUACAAUCAAAUAGCUGCCAGUCGGUGGAUAGGUGAGUAGGGAGGGAACCAUCGAAUGGCCGGUAUCUAUUCCAGAGUUCACCACACUUAGCUUAUUUUUAUGGAAUUAUUUGAAAGGAAAAGUACAUGGUCAGUGAAACUAGUGGCAGUAAACCUGCUGUAAACAGGAAGAAACGAAUCCCUUUAUUGUCUUGGAACGAGUCACCAUGUUCUUCAGAGUCGAUCGCUGUCACAUUAAAAAAAAACUCCACAAGUCUCACGUGACCUGUGAAUAAUCUUGGAACCUGAUCAUGUGAAUAAAGCGUGGUUCCAACAUA